Messenger RNA from Cherax quadricarinatus, 1238 nucleotides. Lineage: Eukaryota; Metazoa; Arthropoda; Malacostraca; Decapoda; Parastacidae. The record is from RefSeq and is a predicted model, not a curated record.
AAGGGGCGCCACUGGCCCUCACACUGACACUUCAGUUCACCAGGUAGUGCCACUGGCCCUCACACUGACACUUCAGUUCACCAGGUGGCACAAUUGGCCCUCACACUGACACUUCAGUUCACCAGGUGGCACCACUGGCCCACAUUGACACUUCUUACUAAUAUUUACUCUCGGGGGUUUGAAAGGUAAACAAUAAUUAGCGCACAUGGUGCAAGCUGCUGGUUAACACAGUUCUGGCAAACAGUUAAACAACCGCACAGUACAACAGUGUAUAGAACAUCUGAACAGCAGUAGCAGCAGCCAGAGAAGCACUGAGAGUGCUUCAGUGGAACACCAACAGUGAACCAACGGUGACAACAGAUUAUUCAACCAAGGCAACGGGAGUGACAACAGACACCACUGAAGCAGAGAGUAUCUACUAAGUGAAAGUGUCGCAAGUACUCGCACUUUCUAGAGACUGAGAAAAUAAUGCUAUAAUCAAGAUAUUUUCUCAAUCAAAGUAAAUGAGCAAGCAAGGAAGACCUCAAGACCAAGAGAGGUGUUGUACUGCCUAACCCACACCACUCACCCCUGACAUCAGCUUGCGCCAGGCGAGUAGUGCAGAGACCAAAGUAGAAUGUUUCAGUUGGCCGAGAUUCGUCAUAUGGUGAGAAUCCCACCUUGGCUCUUUGGUCAAACUCUUAAUGAUGCUGUAGAAGAGGAACUUAAUCGAAAGCUUGCAAACAAGGUAGUGCUGAAUGUUGGCUUGUGUAUAGCACUGUUUGACAUUACAUCUCUGGGAGACUCUUACAUCUUCCCAGGAGAUGGAGCCUCUCACACCAGAGUAACCUUCAGAUAUGUUGUCUUUAGACCUUUUCUGGAAGAAAUUCUGGAGGGAGUUGUCAAGUCUUCAGAUGCUGAUGGAAUGCAAGUAAAUGUCUACAGGAGAAGGGAUUACUAGCCCAUCGCUCCCGGCAUUUUAGUCGCCUCAUACGACACGCAUGGCUUACGGAGGAAAGAUUCUUUUCCACUUCCCCAUGGACAAUAGAAGAAAUAAAGAAGAACAAGAGCUAUUUAGAAAAAGGAGAAAAACCUAGAUGUAUGUAUAUAUAUAUAUAUGCAUGUGUGUGUCUGUGAAGUGUGACCAAAGUGUAAGUAGGAGUAGCAAGAUAUCCCUGUUAUCUAGCGUGUUUAUGAGACAGAAAAAGAAACCAGCAAUCCUACCAUCAUGCAAAACAGUUACAGGUUUCUGUUUCACA